UGCGGACGAGCGGCCGGUCGUGUGUUCGUUGACUAGUUGUACUUCUGUUGCCAGUGGGAAAAAAGAUCGCUUGUUCGAAACUGGAAGGUCUGUGGAAGGGAUUGCGAUGAAAUCGGCAGAAAAAACGCAGGUUUGCCGAUUGCUGGCAAUUCUUCUGUGCAUUCCCCUUGUCUUGCCUAGUCCCCAAAGGUGGAGAGCUUACACAAGCAGCAGUUACUACUACACAGACUACACUUUUCCCAAACCUCAAGCGAAGCAUAAGUUCGUCCCAGGCCCACAAUACUGUCCUGACACUGGACGAACAGUCUGCAAGGGAGUAAGGAAUUAUCCCGAUGAACAUAUCUACCAAGUCGUGAGCAGUGCCAAAGCCCGCCGUUUCAACUUCACUUCAGUAUUUGUCGACGAGCGAGAUGGAGAUCUGGAACCCAAUGGAAACUUGCUUCCUGAAGGACCUCCCAAAGUGCAGCACGAUGGGUACGUCGUGUAUCAAACUGCGGUACACUACGACUAUCACCUACCAGGAGCUGCUUCGGUACCUUGGAGGUACGCUGUGGGAGGACCAACCACUGGAUCCGCCGUGGCAACACAGUCCAUCCACAGGAGGAGGAGACCCAUUGCCCGACGGCAGCGCGACAAUGAAGAAGUUCCAGCCUGCCCCGUUCGCACCCGAUUCGUCCCUCCGCAAGCAGCCCUGAACGACAACUCAGAGUGGAAGUACAUCGUGAACGUGCAGAACAGGGACACACGCUUCAAGCAGAUCAUACGUGUCGACGUGUGCGAGUCUCCAGGGGCUCCAUGCACACGUGAAAUCUCCCUCCCUUUUGGUUUCGUGAGUCGCUGCAAGCAGAAAUUCAUCAAAAAGAAGCUACUUGCCCUCGAUGCUGACGGUCAGGGGACGUCCGCAGAGAAUUUCUUCGUACCAUCCUGUUGCGUGUGUCACGUGACGCGGAAUGGACAGAAACGAUGACCCUCGAGUUUGGACCGGAAAGGCAAGCCGUGUCGAGAUGUUUCGUUCCUGGCGCCAAGCGUUAGGAAUAUGUUUGCGAGGAAGAAACCUGCUCCAAGGAAGAAGCCAAGGAUAUUGCCAAAUGUGACAGCUACCUGAAUUAGAAGCUACAGACCAAACAAUGUGUGACAAAUGUUGCUGCUGCGUUAUAAGCAUGCUUUUUCGACAGGGCUAAAGUGGAUUAAUUUCUGGCAAUGAUUUUUGCAUUAGCGAUCAAUGAAUUAAAAUGACCGAAAAAAAUAUGCUCCGAGUGACGUACCUUUCCGGAGAAGAACCGUUUUCUCUUUUGGUGCGGAAUGCAUGAAAUCAGCUUGCUUUGAUGCAUUCAUAGUCUGUUCGUUAAACAUUUCAAACGUUAAGAAGCAAAUCUUUUCCAUGGAAUUAAAACACACUGGCAUUUUUGAUGGCUUAUUUCGCAUCGCAUGCUCAAGACUUGAUCUGUGUUGAAAAAUGAGUUUCUUGUAACCUCAAAACAUGUACUUGAAUGGAUUUUCUAUUUUUGCUUCAAUCAUGGUAAUUUUGUAAAAAUCACUUAUUCAUUGCAUGUCCUAUGCAAAAAGAAAACUUUUCUGUUUUCGAUUUUCCACAGAAAGCUAUCGAAUGAAGAAUGAAUUUUUGACCCCACAAUGCUUCUUAUUCCGUAUCCUCUAGGUGUUUUCAAUUAGUUCUUAAAGUUUGGUCAUUUUUUUUAGAACCACCUGUAUACAGGCUUUUCCUAAAUGGUUCGUCGAGUUUCAAAGGACUAUUCCUUGUAAGUGGUUCUCAAUUGGUGGUAUAUAGAUGCACCUUAUUAAAACUUGCCUUCAACGACUACAAGCUGGAUUUGUCCAAAUGCUGUGUGCAAAAAUUAAAUUAUUGAUAACAAUAAUAAUUAAAUUUUAAACCGGCUGCUCCAUUGUCCCAACCCGCAGGGGAGGGGGGUAAUAACCCCUUUACUCUCUUCCAAACACAAUGUUAGGUUAUACUACCGAUCAUAGUAUGGCGGAAAGGAAACCUUCACGAGCUACAAGACGGGAGAUUAACUUGGCUUAGAAGAGUUAUGAUAAGAAUAGUAGAAAAAGUUGCAGUUUUGACUCUACUGUGUGACCACCAAUGAAGUGGAAAGGUAAAUGUUCGGAUUUAGGCGGAAAUGGAAGCAUGU
Molecule: messenger RNA, 2147 nt
Organism: Uloborus diversus
Lineage: Eukaryota; Metazoa; Arthropoda; Arachnida; Araneae; Uloboridae
Exons: 5
Coding region: 107-967 (286 amino acids)
Biological process (GO): regulation of Toll signaling pathway; innate immune response; central nervous system formation
Cellular component (GO): extracellular region
Molecular function (GO): growth factor activity; Toll binding
Source: RefSeq, a predicted model, not a curated record